Melampsora larici-populina 98AG31 is the source of this 668-nucleotide messenger RNA. RefSeq lists its product as uncharacterized. The record is from RefSeq and is a predicted model, not a curated record. Bases 147 to 506 code for a protein of 119 amino acids. NCBI's taxonomy places the organism in Eukaryota, Fungi, Basidiomycota, Pucciniomycetes, Pucciniales, Melampsoraceae. The transcript is spliced from 2 exons.
CACAAUGACCAGCUCAUUGUGGCUCCUUGUGGAAUUAUACUGGCCCGAAAAACAUUCUAUCAUGCGGAAUCUGUUAGUGCUGUCAAAGAUUUUCUUGAGGAAACCUUCCCCCGAGGCAUGCCCAAAGUAGUGUUUUAUGAUAACGCAUGCAGGUUAACCGAGCACAUUUACACCGGCCAUUCGGCCCUUCCCACUUCAAGGGGACUGUCAUAGCGGUGGAUCCGUUCCACCACCGCUCUCACGCUGAAAGCAAUCAAUUCUGCAAGAUGUUCACCGACCCCAAACUAUUUCCUGACAUUCAAGAAGAUGGUCGAUGGAUCUUCAAUGCCUCUGCGGCGGAAUUGACUAACAUUUGGUAUGGAGGUUUUGCCUUGAUGUGUCGGAACACGUCUUCACUUAUCUACAAUUUCUUCUUGGAAGAAAUGGUGUAUUUGAGAAACAAAUGGCUGACCAAUAAACUGAACAAGAGGCCUGGCGUGGUGUACAUUGGGGAGGGCGCCAUAUAAACUCGCUCGUUCUACUUCGGCUCUUUCCUUCUUUUAUAUCAGCCCAAAAAAUGUCAUGAACUAUCAACCUUUGAUAUGUAAACACGUAAAGCUUGCUAUUCCUUUGUCUGAUUGACUCGAAAUCAUGAAAUCCAAACAAGCAAACACUGCGGAAGAUUUGAU